This is a messenger RNA of Zymoseptoria tritici IPO323, 750 nucleotides long. RefSeq lists its product as uncharacterized. The transcript has a single exon. The record is from RefSeq and is a predicted model, not a curated record. Bases 1 to 750 code for a protein of 249 amino acids. NCBI's taxonomy places the organism in Eukaryota, Fungi, Ascomycota, Dothideomycetes, Mycosphaerellales, Mycosphaerellaceae.
AUGGCCGACUCUCAGAAACAAGCGACCAUGACCGCUCAGAUGAGCAUCAUCAGCCUCGACCAGCACUCUCGCAAGCGCAAGAGAUCCGCUUCGACCGCUUCGACCGCUUCGACCGCUCCGACGCACAUCUUCAGUGCUGACGACCACCACCGCAUCUCCAGCAAGAUUCAAGACCUCCACAAACCGACCGCGCAGAAGUCGACUCACCCGUCGCGCCUCCUUGCUCUCGCCAACGAGCUGAGGAACACCAUCGUUGGGUACGUCCUCACCGAAGACGAGCCCAUCACCGUCGACGCCAAACUCGGUUUCACUGAACCCGGCCUCCUCUUGACCUGCAAGCAGCUCCGCACCGAGGCGGCUCCCGUGUUCUACGCCAACAACACCUUCCUCCUCGACCAGCAGGAUCACGACUCCGACAUGCUCGUGCUGUGGAAGAAGAAGACCAAGGCCGUGCAGCAGCAGUGGAAGGUGAAGCCGCAAAUCGUGGACAUCUGCGCGCACCAGACUCCCAGCUGGCCCAACGUGAGAGUCUGGCUGGAGAGGCUUUACACCGGUGAAGUGGACAUCAGCUAUCCCAUGGGCCAGAGAAACAUCGCAAAUGAAGAUCUGCAGUCGAGGGUGCAGCGGAUGGCGCUUGAGCUGGUGUUCAUCACCACCGCAUGCCUGCGCGCAGAAGGCAACGACUUCAGCGAGGAGAAGGUGGAGACCUCCCACCAGAUCCUGAAGAAGACGAAUGUGCUGUGGACUUGA